CUUCAAGCUUAAAUUGCAUAACUUUAUAAAUUACGUAAAUUUGCUUUAAAAAUAAUAAGUAAAGAUGUAGUAAAAAUAAGUAGAUGGCUUAAUCUACAUUCAACUCAGCUAGGAAUUGGCUGAAUCGUGGAUUCAUUUUCUUCCAUAAAUAAUGGUUUGGUCUUUAAAGUCAGUUUUGGUUACUGGUUCUAGUAGAGGUAUUGGUUUUGAGCUUGUAAAAAGAUUAACUAAAUCUGCUCAAGUUGUGUUUGCAUGCUGUCGUUCUCCUGAGACUUCUCAUGAUUUAAAAAACUUUGCAUCAAAUCAUGAUAAUGUGAAAGUUGUUGCACUUGAUGUAACAAACGAGGAUUCAAUUAAAAGUGCAUUUGAAGAAGUUUCAGCUUUACUUAAUGGCUCUGGGUUGACUUGUUUAAUCAAUAAUGCUGGAAUUCUCUAUCGUUCUUCAUUUGUAGAUUUUUCUGCAGAUAACUGCAAAGAAGUUUUUCUCACAAACUCAAUUGGACCAGCUCUUGUCACACAGAAAUUUCUUCCAUUGAUAAAAAAAGCAGCAACUGAAAGCACUGAGAAUGAAAUCAGUGUCUCUCGAGCUGCAAUCUUAAAUAUAUCAUCAACAUUAGGCUCAAUCUCUGAGGCUACAUUUUCAAGUCCUAUCGAAUAUAGAAUGUCAAAGGCUGCACUCAACAUGCUGACUAAAACAUUGGCGUUUGAAUUAAAAUCUGAAAAGAUUUUAGUCGCCUCUCUUUGCCCAGGUUGGGUUCAAACAGAUAUGGGUGGUCCUACUGCACAUCGUACUUUAGAUUUAGCAGGCUCUGAUUUAUUAGCUUUGUUUGAGAAGUUGAACGAAAGUAAUACUGGUUUAAUGACGCGUUGGAAUGGUCAAGUGGUCGAAGCUUAACUGUUUGUUUUUUAAUUUCACUCAAUGUUUUCAUCAAUGUAGAUUUCUUCAUUUUUUAAAUUUUUUUAUCAAUGUUCAAAAAGAUAACAAAUGUCUUUAUCAAA
Molecule: messenger RNA, 999 nt
Organism: Hydra vulgaris (swiftwater hydra)
Lineage: Eukaryota; Metazoa; Cnidaria; Hydrozoa; Anthoathecata; Hydridae
Product: C-signal
Cellular component (GO): cytoplasm
Molecular function (GO): oxidoreductase activity
Source: RefSeq, a predicted model, not a curated record